AAAAUGUUUCGCAUAGAGAUAAAUGAUCGUUUAGACCAACUACAAAAGCAAAUCAAGUCAGAUGCUGACAAAAAGAAGUUAACAGAUAAACAAACAGUAAAGAAUAUACUUGAAACAUGUACAAACAUUUCUUCAGAUGUCAAACAACUACAGUCGAGACUUCAAGAUUACAAAGCCUCACAGCAGAAUGGACAACUUUACAUUAUAAUGAAGCAAGCUAAAUCAAAACUAAAGUCAGACGAAAUAAAGGAGGCAGACAGAAGUUUAGAAAAAACAAACAUGCAAUACACAUUUGAUCAAAACCAAGACCUGACAAACAUGCUUUCAAGACAAAAUGCAUUUGGAAAGCUCAGUCUUUCGUCUUCUUUUGUAACUUCAAAGGUCAGGAAGCCUAUCGACAAAUUAACCCGCAAAGAAAACAUAAAUGUAAAGACGAAAUCGGACCAGAAGGAAUGCAGGAUCACAGGUUGUGUUGUUCUGUCCUCAAACAAACUUGUGGCGGCUGACAAUAACAACGUUAAACUGAAAGUUGUUGACAUAAAAAAUAAAGCUGUAAUAGAAGAGACAACACUUUCUUCAGAACCAUGGGACAUUGCAGUAAUGCCUCAGGACCAUAUUGCUGUGACAAUGCCAAAGACGAAAGAGAUCCUUAUAAUGACAACAGCAGGUAAACUAUCAACUGUUCGAAAGUUUACAGUUGCAGGAGACUGUAGAGGUAUAGCCUAUCAUCAAGGUCAUCUCUAUACAGUUUGCAUAAAUCCGAAGUGUGUAUUUAUUACCGAUACACAAGGUAACGUCCAGAACACAAUUUUACUGGAUGAUAAGAGAAUUAUCAUUCCAUUCUGCUUACUGCUGAGUACGGAUCUGAGACAUAUCUUCAUCAGUGACUAUGGUAGCCACAGUGUCGUCAGUAUAACAUUACAAGGUGAUAUAUCUGCUGAGUACAAAAACAAAAACUUUUCAUACCCAAUGGGAAUGAUGAUGCUAGACGAUGGAUCCUUGCUGGUGUGUUGCAGAGGCGACAUACAUCGUAUCUCGGCUGAUUUGAAGCAAGGUCACACAAUGAUAGAAGCUCUGUCGUUCCCACGAACAAUUUGCUAUAAUCGUGAACAACAUGAAGUCUAUGUCGGAUGUUUUGGUGAUCAGAUGAUUGUGUUGAGUGCAAAAUAAUGAGUUUUAUGACACUCCAAACAUUUGGUACAUGCAAAAGUACAAUAUUGUGUUAUUUUUCAUAUGCAUUCUUUGUAUGUCGAAACGAUGUUACACAAAUGGAUGUAAUAGAUCUAAUCUUUUAAUCUCAA
Molecule: messenger RNA, 1301 nt
Organism: Mercenaria mercenaria
Lineage: Eukaryota; Metazoa; Mollusca; Bivalvia; Venerida; Veneridae
Exons: 1
Coding region: 4-1170 (388 amino acids)
Source: RefSeq, a predicted model, not a curated record